AUUUUGAAUAGUAUUAUAACAGCACUACAAUGAAAUACUACUUAUACUAAAAUGUUUUUCUUAUAAAAAUUAUAAAUACAUUGAUUUUAAAAGAAAGACUGAAGUGAAUAAUUAUUAAGAAUACGUACGUGAGUUUUAAUAAUGAAGAAAAAAGUUAUAAAUAAAAAAUUAAAUUGGACGAAAGAUUCAAUAAAUGCACUAGGCGUUUAUAAAAUAAUAACCCAAAUUAUGUGUCUGUGGCCACUCGAAUCGAGAACUAUUUACUGGAAAAUACGUAUUUCACUAUUAAUCAUUUAUUUGAUACUGUCAUGUAUAUUUGUAAGUAAAGAAAUGCUAGAACAUUGUGGAUCAAUGAAAGAUCGCAUUUUACUGUCAGCACAUUUAUUAGCAUCAGUCACAUCUGUUGGUAAAAUAAUAAUACUGAAUGUAAACCGUAAAAAUCUAUCUACAAUUAUAACGAAUGCAGUUGACGAUUGGGAAAAAACAAACGAUGUUAAUUUUAAAAAAAUAAUGAAUCGAUAUGCAUUAAUCAAUCGUACAUUACUUUAUAUGAUGCUAUCACCGGCAUUGCUUUACGUUAUCAAAGUAACCAGUGAUCGCAUACCUUACACCCUAAUAAUUGAUAAUGCUACUGUAUUAAUACGUACCACCCCCUUGAGUUCUGAAUGUUCGAACUAUGCAGAUGCCCAUUUAAUUAUUUAUAUUGUACGUUUCAGUUUUCGAGUCGCUGAGUGUUUUAUAUACAACUUAACAAACAAUGGACUCGAUUCAUUUUUUUUCUUACUGGCAAUGCAUCUUUGCAGUCAAUUAGAAAUAUUAAAUAUUUAUUUCAGGCAACUCAUUAUUGAUGAAGCCGGUGUAUUUAUGAAAGAUAAAUUUUGUAAACUUAUUGCUAGACAACAACAUUUAUAUUAUUUAUUAAAUAUUCUUGACGAUUCUUUUAAUUUGAUGAUACUCAUUGUGUUGAUAUCAGACUUUUUUUAUUUAAGUAUUAUAGCUUUCACCUCACUUGUUUACAUAAAGGAACAAAAAAUAAUGGAAGCUGUUGUAAUAACUGCAGCUAUUUCAUUAAAUGUUUCAUUUGAAUUAUUUUUGUACUGUUUCGUCGGGGAAAAAUUAACCAACGAAGUAGACAAAUCGUCAUUCGCAAUGUACAGCACAGGCUGGUACAAUUUAAAACCAAGUGUAUGGAAAAAUAUAAUGUUCGUUACUUUGAAAUGUAGUAAAGAGUUCCGUAUAACAGGCGGUAAACUAUUUAAAAUGAAUUUAGAAAAUUUUAAGACUAUUGUUAAAACUCUUGGAAGUUUUCUUUCAGUUAUACGUUUAGUAGUUUUUGAAUAAUUAUUUAUUGUUUAAUUAUGAAGUUAUGCAUUCAUGUCAUAUAAAUUAAGAUAAUUUUAAGGCCAUAGUCAAAACUUUGAAAUUUUUUUUCCAUCAUCCGUUUGGUAAUUUUCAAAU
Messenger RNA from Microplitis mediator, 1458 nucleotides. Its product is annotated as odorant receptor 4-like. Gene Ontology annotation, cellular component: plasma membrane. Gene Ontology annotation, molecular function: olfactory receptor activity; odorant binding. The transcript has 3 exons. Gene Ontology annotation, biological process: detection of chemical stimulus involved in sensory perception of smell; sensory perception of smell. The coding region runs from base 142 to 1341 and encodes 399 amino acids. The record is from RefSeq and is a predicted model, not a curated record. Lineage: Eukaryota; Metazoa; Arthropoda; Insecta; Hymenoptera; Braconidae.